Messenger RNA from Meleagris gallopavo (turkey), 1581 nucleotides. NCBI's taxonomy places the organism in Eukaryota, Metazoa, Chordata, Aves, Galliformes, Phasianidae. The record is from RefSeq and is a predicted model, not a curated record.
AAAUAAUAGUAGUAAUAAAAUAAAUAAAAAUAGUACUAGGAAAAGUUUUUCCUUCGUUCCUUACUUGGCUGCAUCUAAAUACAAAGCCUUUUGCCAGUUCUCCAGCACGUGGUAUUUCUUCUUUGUUAUUUUUAAGACAGUGCAAUUCAUCUUAGCCCUUUAGUAGGCAAUAAAAAUUGCCUCAGAUAAUUACUAGCUGAUGAAAUUGUAAGCACUGAAAUAGCAAAAUAUAAUUUAAUGUGAACAGUGGUUAAAAAGCAAACUGAUUAUAUAAUAGAACCAUUCAAAAAAGCUAUUAUGGUCUGUAGGGUAUACCCAGAGUUAUUAUUGUAUUGAUCAUUAUUAUAUAUCAACAAAAUAAUGCAAUAACUAUGUGCUGUGGAAAUCAACCCAUUAACAAUUUAUUUUUUUAAGAAUGGUAAACUUGCCAUUUUAAAGGACCAUCUGCCACUCUCCUCUGAAGCAUAAUCACUCAAUAAAAACAAUAGAGUUUUUAUUUGUUUAUAAGUGCUGGAACUUCAAGAAUUCUGUAAAUGCAUCUCCAUGUAACUUUACAAUAGUUCCCAAUUCUCUUUUGAUUAUUCUGAAAUAUGCUUAAAUGUUGUUUACUUAUUGGUUGAGAUAUCUGUUCCAAUUUUCAGGCUGGAAUAUGCAGUUAAAUAGCUCUUUAUGAGUUAUGUCAUUCCCUGAAGCUAUGCUAUAAUGGAGAUACUGAUGUGACCUUAGAUACAGAGGUCUGUCCAAGUGCAUGAUAAUAUUGCCUGAAAGGAUUGUUGCUAUUUUCAAGUGGGUGCUAAUGUUUUUUUUCCUAUCUGUUUCAGCCUAUCCGGUUGUCCUCUGAAUGCACAAGCCAUAAAAAAGGGCAAAAUUUCGGAAGAGUUAAUGACUAUCAAGCUUAAAGCAAGUGGUGGUAUUGAGAGUGAUGAAGAAAUCAGACAUUUGGAUGAAGAAAUCAAAGAACUGAAUGAAUCCAAUCUUAAAAUUGAAGCUGACAUGAUGAAACUUCAAACCCAGAUCACAUCUAUGGAGACCAACCUGAAAACAAUAGAAGAAGAGAACAAACUCAUAGAGCAGAACAAUGAGAGCCUGUUGAAGGAGCUAGCUGGUUUAAGCCAAGCCCUCAUCUCCAGCCUUGCUGACAUUCAGCUUCCACAGAUGGGGCCAAUCAGUGAGCAGAAUUUCGAAGCAUAUGUAAAUACACUCACAGACAUGUACAGCAAUCUGGAACGGGACUAUUCCCCCGAAUGCAAAGCUCUGCUGGAAAGUAUCAAACAGGCAGUGAAGGGCAUCCAUGUGUAGGAUGUGAAAGCUGCUGGGCAACAGAAAUUACUUAACAGCAGUAAACUCCAGAUGGAUCUGUUAGGAGUUCAUGUACUGCUAAGGGGUGUAGGUUGCCAUGCUGCAUCUACAAUUGCAACAUUGCACUAAUUUUUUCCCAGCUGACAUAAAAAAGAAUAAAAACACAACAGACUAUUUGUAUUAACAGCAAUGCACUCUGUUAGUAUAUUAUAUUUAUUUCAGUACAAUUUCUUUUUUUCUUCUUUUGCACUCAGUUUUUGUAAAGUGAAUGUAAAAAGUGUG